Oryza brachyantha (malo sina) is the source of this 2451-nucleotide messenger RNA. RefSeq lists its product as uncharacterized. The coding region runs from base 14 to 1771 and encodes 585 amino acids. Gene Ontology annotation, molecular function: nucleic acid binding. NCBI's taxonomy places the organism in Eukaryota, Viridiplantae, Streptophyta, Magnoliopsida, Poales, Poaceae. The record is from RefSeq and is a predicted model, not a curated record. The transcript has 3 exons.
UUUUCCAUAUAAAAUGGGGGUGAUGGCGUCUUCUUCCCUCCCUGGCUUUCUUCUCUCCCUCCAAGAAACCAAGGCUCCCCCCGAUCAUCAUCCGUCCUCUCCAUCGCCGGAAAUGGGCAGCACUCAUUUUCCUCCUGACGGUGCCAUCCCGCUUGGCCACCCUUGUCUCGUCAGUCUAUGGCAGCGCAGGGAGGUUGGAAAAGUUGCAUUCAGGCGCAUCAAAGACCUAAUCUCUUGUCUUUACUCAGUUACUCCUGGAGUCUUUACGGACCCAAACUUCCUGGAGCGAUCUCUUGUUGUGGACGGUGUGACACCCUACACAAGCCCCCAGGACCUGCUGAAGAUAUUCUCCUUCGUGGCUGUGGAAGCAGCAGUUUUAGUUCGAGACAGCGAGACUGGCUAUCGAGUCGGAUUGGUGGUCUUCGCUGAUGUCUUAGACAUGAGUGCCAUCAACUUGAAUCCUCACUGGGGUUUAUAUGCUACCUGCAUUCCAGCAAGCAGCCAUGGCGAUCCACGCCAAUACAUCAGGGAUGCUCUGAAGGAUGAGUCAACCAGGCGACCCAGUGCUGAGCUCCUCCGAUCGCUUGUACCUCCUCAGUUCCUGCUGGAAGACAAGGACAAGGACCUCCACCUGAGGAGUGUCUUUGUUAGAGGGGUCGUCGAUCGACGCCGCAAGCGCGGCAGGCCUGGUGGAAGCGCCUAUGGUCUUUGCUGCCUGGCGACAGACCACCUCCUUGCGAGGGGCUAUAUUUGUGCGGCGGUGGCGUGUUGGGUUGAAGAUGCUGGCUUGCUCGUGUACGACGACGCGGGCACCACAGAGCUGCUCGCCAGGAGGGCCCCCCGUUUGUGUGUCAAGUCCAUCGGCCUCCAGAUGCAGGAUACGUCGCUGCUCCCGCUGCUCCAGAGUGAGUCUGACCUGGAGGCGUCCGAGCUGCGGCGCAUGCUGCCGCCGUACAUCACGCAGCAGCAGGAGGGGGAGGAUGGCAUGCUCGGGCGCCGGGUGAUGGUGUUGACAGGGAUUGACACCCAGCAGUGCAGGUGUGAUGCCGCUGAGAUCGCCUACUUUCUGCAGCACCAGGUGGGUCUGCUCGAGGUUGAGGCCGUAAUCGUUCACAGGGCUUUGCAGAAGGUGGUAGUUGUGCUCGGGUAUGGAAGGGAUGCCGUGGUUGUGCUGCGGGAGCCCCCGGAGACAUGGGUACAUGCUUUUGGACAGCAGGCUACCUGGACCAGCGUUUUUGUGUGCCCGCCACCGCCACCGCCACCGGACGGUCCGGCCUCAGUACUACUUCUGGAUGACCUGCAGCUAUGGAGCCCCAGGGAUCGGAUGAAUCCUGUGGACUACUGUAAUGUCAGGACAUGGAUCUACGAGAACAUAGGGCCGGGGGGACGUGUCUGCUACAGUGACAUCGUCCAUUGCCUCACCGGGAUCUGUGCUCUCGGCAAUCCUGCUACUGUCUGGAGCAGAAGUUUCCCACAUAGGGCGUUGGUCCUGUCAGGUAUCUCCUGCGGCACCAACCGGUCCGAUCUAUGCCGUCGCCUCUCCAGAUUUGGUUGGCUGGACGACGUGGUCUAUGACCAUUCCACGGGGAUCGCUCUGGUCGUCUUUAUUUCUCCGUUUGAGGCAAGCAGGCUUUACGGAGUUCCCGGAUAUGCUCCGCAACGGGUGCUCUGGAACCACUUGGGCUUCACCGACUGCAGACCACCUUGUCCCGAAGAUGCUCAUGUCACUAUUGCACGCCGUGUUCUGGAUCGGUUGGCACUUCAUCUCUAGCCACUUCCUUCAGGCUCUGUGCAUGAAAACAUUCUUACUACCUUCUUGUCCUCAAGAGAAACUGUAUAGUAUGUAAUCAAGUUGGUCCCAUACCACUUGUAAACUGUUUUGCUUCACCUUUGAAUAGUUGCUUGGUUAAAAACAACCAACACUAUACAGACCAUACAGCCGGCAUUUGAAGGAAACUAAAGAAGCAAGAAGAAGGACCUUUCCGGCGCUUGUAGUAUGGCCCUUUCUUCACAUCUAAUUGGUCUGGGAUAGGUGCUUGACUUAAUUACUUCCAGCCUGAUAGAUGGCGUUCAUUUUCUUAUAAGCACCUCUCUAUUCAAGAUGCAUUCAACAUGGGCAGCAGAUUAAGUGAUUUAUUAUUGUCCCUUCUUCUAGAGGAGGUGAUACAUCAUAUUGUGACAGUCCAUAUUCCAUGCUUUACUGGUGAGAAAGAUAAACUACUUAGGAUCCCCGACAACCAUGACAUCUUCUCAACGAAAUCCGCUUUUGAUGUUAUCAGAAGGCCAACGGGUGAUUCCACUCUCCUCGCUAGCGUCGAUCGGUAUUCUAUUACGAAAGAGCCUCUUCGUCCCUCCCCCCCGGAAGAUGGGCAUAAUCAUAUUCAUUUCAUUUUCAGGCGAGCUCUUUGCCUAUCGACUACGCUUGCCGUAUUGCUUAACGGCGUACUCUAU